Messenger RNA from Branchiostoma belcheri (Belcher's lancelet), 2644 nucleotides. RefSeq names its product anosmin-1-like. The transcript has 13 exons. Gene Ontology annotation, cellular component: cell surface; extracellular region. The record is from RefSeq and is a predicted model, not a curated record. The coding region runs from base 1 to 2031 and encodes 676 amino acids. Gene Ontology annotation, molecular function: protein binding; peptidase inhibitor activity. Gene Ontology annotation, biological process: neuron differentiation. NCBI's taxonomy places the organism in Eukaryota, Metazoa, Chordata, Leptocardii, Amphioxiformes, Branchiostomatidae.
AUGCCUGUUCUCGUUCUGCAGUGCCUGUAUCCCUGCCAGCACUUCUCACCUUCAGACAUCUUGUCUUCCUGUAUCACAUCUUGUGAGUCGCUCCCCACAGUACAAGGCCACUCUCUCUGCAACAGCACCUGUGACUACCUCAGCUACACCAGCACCAACAAACAGGGGGACUGCCCUGCCCCGGAGGACGCGCAGGGCUUCGCUGCAGCAUGUGUGGAGAGCUGUAGUGCUGAUCAAGACUGCAAGGGGGCAUUAAAGUGUUGUCCCAAUGGAUGUGGCCAUACCUGUCAAGAGCCGCUCAACAGACAUACAGGGACACCUCCCCGCUUCGCAGAACGUCCUGUUGCCAUAGAAACCAAGAAAGGCCAGUCCAUCGUGGUGGAGUGGUCAUCGCAGAAGAAGUUUGACCAUGCGGUGUUCCUGCUACAGGAGCGGUCAGCGGUGGGGAAGUAUGUGAAGGAGACAGACAUGUCAGACUGGGAACUGGUGGAACAGACAACGUCCCAGGCAACUGUUGUGAAGGCCCACAGAGGUAGAUGGUACCAGUGGAGACUGGCAGCAGUGAAUGAGAACGGCACCAGGGGCUUCAGUGAACCCAGCAAGGCAGAGAGGCUCAGGAAAGAUCCUGCUCAUCCAAGUCCUCCAUGGAAUCUAACUGAGGGUGACUUUGACAUCAAGGAUGGGAAAAUCUCCGUAAACGUCCACUGGUACCCACCGGCGUACAGCGACCUCCCCAUCACCAGAUAUCGCGUGUACUGGAGCAAGAGGUUAAAGGGCGUGACCCCUGGCCUUAUGAAGCUGAAGGAACACAGGAAGAGUGUGAGAACUCCCAUGAUCACCCUGGACGGCCUGGAGCCAGACACUAGCUACUUUGUACAGGUCCAAGCCUUUGCCAACUGGGGAGACAACGAGAGGCUACGCAGUGAUCGAGAGUCUUUCUUUCUCAGCACCAUCCCUCUCCCUAUAGAGUUGCCGCCGACCCCGCCCAACCCUGUCAUCUUGCGUCUGCACUCUCCCAGCGCGGUGCAGAACCUGUCGAUAGAGGAGCCGUUUUUCCACCACGAUAGAGUCAAGGCCAAGGUCUCCUGGGGCCUGCCUGAAGGUGAGACGCACAAGUCAGUAACUAAGUUCAUGCUGCGAUGGGUGCCCACAGUGUGUGGGGAUGGGUACAGCGGAGACGGCACACUUCUCAGUAGGAUCAAGGAGGCCACAACGCAUAAUCUUGACUUUGACAUCUACGACCUGAGGUUUGACUGUCACUACGAGGUCAGAGUUCACGCCGUGUCGUCAGAGGGGGUGAUGGGAAGGGAGACGGGGAUCCACUUCUACAGUCCGCCGUGUCGCGAGAUUAGGAUCAGGGGACGGCAGAGGCCGGACUGUCCCACGCCUGCCCCAGACGUGCCCCAGCAGCCCCAGAACCUGUCCUUUGUGUUCUUCAUGGCGGAUGGGAACGUGACGGGACAGUUCAAGUGGAGAAUGCCUGUCCAGUCAGACAAGCCAGUUACAGGUUUCCGUGUGAUGUGGGGAGAGCAGGUCAGCUCCUCCAAAGGUGUGGCCAAUGGUCUGCCCCAGACACCCGUCAUAGACAGGACAAGUGCAAAGGCGAAAAUGCUGCCCAAGGACCAGUUUACCCACCUGAUCCAGGGUUUGACCCCUGGCCGACCCUACGUGCUGCAGGUUCAGGCGCUGUCAGAGGUCGGCGGGGGAGCCAUGGCGCAGCUCGAGUUCACCGUUCCUCCCAUCAGGCAACAGUCCAACUAUAUCCCUCCUAUAGGGAGACCGUCAUAUGCGGAGGAGUGGGAGAGAAAAUUCCAGGGUUACAACACGGACCUCUUCCAAGACGACGAGAGAAGAAACGGCGUCUCCCCUCAGAGCACCGCCCGAACUAGAACGUCGCCAUCUUGGGCGCAACAAAACCCGGGGAGCGAAGCAAACAGCGAUCCCCGCGCCUCGGCACAGUCGUUAAGAUUGUGUUGGGUCACAGUGCUACUGUGCUCCUUUACAAUUGUUGCAGGAUUCUCUUGUUUGUAAAUAUACUUAAUGUGUAACUGUAAAUAGAACGUAAUUAGUGAAAAUGAUAAUUAUGAUGGUGAUGAGUGUUCCAGAGAGGCCAAGAACGGACAUUUUGCUGGCAGACACCUGUUUAGUUGUGUGUCAGAAUAGCAUUAGUUAAACCGAAUAGGUUGGCUGUUCACAGAUAAUUUUAUCUAUAGCUUAGGUGUAACUGCCAGCAAAUAGUCCAUUGUUGGUCCUGUCUGUACAAUCUGUGAUUGUCUGCGAUGUUAUGAACUGCUAGGUGUAUGGAGCUUUCUGUCUUCCUUUUUAGGUUAAUGACUCUAAAUAUGGCAAGGGAACGUUCUCUGAGGACCCUUUUUGUCACAUUGAUCAUUUUAAAGGUGGCUAUUGUUUCACAACAAGGUGCCAGUAGUUUGUGUGUCAUCACCAUGGUUUACACAAAAUAUACAGGCACUGAAUGCUGCAACAUCCAGCCUUAUAGAUUGUAGUUUUGGAUGGGAAUGAUGGCAAAGUUAAUAUAUCAAGCAGUUCAUAUCUGUUGUUCCUAUUGUUGGAGCUAGCGUGUGCGUCGGGUGCACUUGUUGCUGCACUACUUGUGUGCGAUGGUUGUUGCAAUAGUCAAGGCAUA